AUGGAGCAAGCUUACAAUCUUAAACAAGCUGUUGAGCACCCACAUGCAGCAAUCUCAGCCCAAAUUGAUUCCAGCAAGGCAGUAAAUAUCGAGCGAAACCGCGAGGUUCUUAAGUCUAUAGCCCGUGCAGUGCUGUUUUGUGGUAGGCAGUGUAUUGCUUUGAAAGGUGAUGUUGAGAAUCUUGACACAACUGAAAACCCUGGAAAUUUUCUUGCCUUACUCAAGUUGUUAGCAGUGCAUGACAGUGUGUUGAAAAGUCCUGCAAUGCGUUGUGUGACAAACUUGUCACCCCAGACACAGAAUGAAUUGAUUGAGGUCAUGGGCAGGCACAUUAUUCUGAAGGGCAUACUGGAUGAUUUAAAUGCUGCAACCUAUUACUCUAUCUUAGCUGAUGAAGUAACGUCGCACAACGAGGAACAUCUUGCUAUCUGUGCUCGGUUCGUCGAUAAGAAGAAAGAUGUAAGAGAGGAAUUUUUAACAUAUAUCAAACUUGAAAAGAUAACAGGUGAAAAGAUUGCAGAGAACAUCCUGGCUUUCCUGAACGAGAACAACGUACCAGUAACGAACAUGCGUGGCCAAGGAUACGAUGGUGCAAGCAACAUGUCAUCUAGCACAUUAGGCGUACAAGCACGGAUAAAGAAGGAGGCACCAUUAGCCACGUAUGUCCACUGCAAUGGGCACUGCCUCAACCUUAGAAAUGGCCUUCUUGAGCCUAUUGUCAAGCGUAACAUAGUUAAUGAAACAAAGAGAAAGCCUCUGCUGGACUUGUGCAAGACACGAUGGGCAGAACGGCACACUGCUUAUCAACAUUUCUACCAAGCUUUUGUUUUCAUCGUAGAGGCUCUCGGGAUGAUUGGCUUCAAACGCCACCUUCUCAAGUAUGGUGAUAUGUAUGUUGACUUGGAUCCAGCGAAUUGCAACGAAGCUCAACAAAUUUUGGCAAGCUUUACAUCCUUCGAAUUCAUUGUGGUAUUUAUGACAAUGUACCUGUAUUUGGCUCACCUGGCUGGAAUCACUGUUAAGCAUCAGAGAGCAACUGUUGACAUUGUGGAGGCCCAUCACAGGAUUACAGAAGUUGGAAGUUUUUACCGAAAGGAAAAGGAAGAUUGUGGCACGAACUUUUCCCAUAUUUACAAUCAAAGCGUUUCAAUGGCUGAGAAGGUGGGUACUGCUGCCGAAAUGCCCCGAUUGACAUCAAGACAACAGCAUCGCCCAAAUGCUGAAGCCCAAACUCCUAGAGAGUAUUUCCAAAGAAACGUGGCAAUUCUAUUACCUGAUCACAUUAUUAUGUGUAUCGAAGAGCAGUUUUCGCCUUCGGCAAAAGUUGCCACAUCACUACGUGGCCUCGUUCCAAGUGUUCUCUGUUCAAGAAAUGUCAACCUCAAUGCAGCUGUUAACACUUACACUGAUGAUCUCCCGUCCCCUGAGUUGCUCGAAAUGGAACUUACGCGGUGA
This is a messenger RNA of Stylophora pistillata, 1455 nucleotides long. Its product is annotated as 52 kDa repressor of the inhibitor of the protein kinase. The record is from RefSeq and is a predicted model, not a curated record. Lineage: Eukaryota; Metazoa; Cnidaria; Anthozoa; Scleractinia; Pocilloporidae. Gene Ontology annotation, molecular function: protein dimerization activity.